GAUGGUGAUGAUGGCACCAUACGAUGGAUGCUACAUCAUGCAGGAGCAUGGUAGUUAUGUCCUGCCCAUGCUGUGGUGGGGCAGCCCUGUGAAGAUCAUCUGCCCUGUCCCCCCAAUCUCUGUCCCCUCAGUACUCUGCUCCCACUUUGGCAUGGCCAUCCAGAUGCAUGGAGGGGAGGAGGUCAUACACACACUACAGGUCAUAGAGAACGGCGAGUGGGUGCCGUUUGUGUCUGAAGAGUGUGCCUACCAAGUGGAGUCCCACUCAGGAGACCUCAUCUUUUAUGUUCCCUUUACAGCCCCAUGUGUGACCGUCGGAAAUGGAGUUCAUCGACUGGUCCUAUUGGACGGCCAGGACUUCAUCCUCUCCUGCCCCUCACACCACCCUCCUCCAUUUCCCUUCUUUCCCUCUCCUCCAUUUUCUCAACCCUUCUCUCCUGGUGACCCGCAGCAGCAGAUACCUGUCCCUGUGACUUUUGCUCCCUCCACCAGCCCUCCCCUUACCUCUCCUCCCAUCACCCCUUAUACUCAACCCCCAGCCCAGGAACAGAUGCCCCAACUUCCUGCGUUCCCCCACUACCGCCCUCAUGGCAUGUAUCACCAAAUUCCCCAUUUCCCUUACGGUGGAGCUGGUUAUCACCCUCCCCUCCACCCUGGUCACAAUCCAUACCCUGGCUCCCAUCAGCUUCUCCCAGGGAGAUACCCAGGCCAGCAGCCCUUCUUCCCCAUGGGGCCUGGGAAUCACCCCUACGGCUCUGGAGACCACCGUGACUCCUUUUUACCUCUCCCCGCCCCUACCCACGAUCCCAUGCUCAGGCUAUUAUAA
This is a messenger RNA of Salmo salar (Atlantic salmon), 826 nucleotides long. The record is from RefSeq and is a predicted model, not a curated record. NCBI's taxonomy places the organism in Eukaryota, Metazoa, Chordata, Actinopteri, Salmoniformes, Salmonidae.